This is a messenger RNA of Closterium sp. NIES-65, 972 nucleotides long. NCBI's taxonomy places the organism in Eukaryota, Viridiplantae, Streptophyta, Zygnematophyceae, Desmidiales, Closteriaceae. The record is from the annotation of a GenBank genome assembly.
AUGCGUUUUCCCGGGCGUGCAGCCGCACGCUCUAAUCUCGGAGCGUGGAUUCUCCUCCUCGCAGCCACGCUCACUGUCGGCGCUGCUGCUUGCUCCCUUUCCAGCGCUACUAGUACUACUACUAAUCGCCCACCGCCGCGGCGAGAUGUCCCACAGCGGCUUCUGUCCAGACAACGCCUGCUGUCUCGCGCUCGGCCCAGCCGUGCCCAACGCUCCCUUCUAAAGCUCGCCGCUACCGGCGGCGCUGCCGCGGCCGACGCGAGCGUUGGAAUCGUUCUUGAAAAUUCGCAAUUGAAGGCGCUGCUGCAGCUGAAUGCAGCGUGGGGCGUGUGGGUGGGCAACAGCAACGCCACCACGGCGUGCUCUGCAUGGGAAGGCGUCACCUGCAGCCCCAACGGGCUCGUCGUUUCCCUGAAUUCAAAUCUAAUGCUGCCUAAUCGGGAUUCCCCCCCUCCCUCCAUCAUACCUGCCUCCAUCACCGGUCUUUCCACUUUGCAACUCCUUAAUCUGACCUUCUUUUGUCUGUUCAGGCCCAUUCCAUCCCUCGCCACUCUCACUGACCUCACGCACCUAUUCAUCGGCACUCUGGACGGACUGGCCUGGCACAUCGGCACUCUGGACGGACUGGCCUGGCUCUCCUCCCUCACCAACCUGCAAAUACUGUCUCUACAGUACUUGCCAUUCACAGGGGACCUGUCCUCCCUGCACAUUCUUUCACACCUGAGAAGCCUACAUCAGCUGCAUGUCAGUAGGCUCACCAACGCCACAGGGGAGAUACCCAGAGAGCUUCAAUACCUGACUGCCCUCACUGCACUGAACGUGCGUACAAAGUAUCCACACCGGCAGGGGCGAUUGCUGAAUGAUGACCUCUCUCAGCUCACAGCACUCACCUUCCUCAUCCUUUACGGAAACAACCUGGAAGGCUACCUCCCCAAUAGCUGGACCAAUCUGGUCCACCUGCAAAAUCUGUGA